Anolis sagrei ordinatus is the source of this 1471-nucleotide messenger RNA. It is a transcript of the gene ANXA3, whose product is annotated as annexin A3. Lineage: Eukaryota; Metazoa; Chordata; Lepidosauria; Squamata; Anolidae. Gene Ontology annotation, cellular component: cytoplasm. Gene Ontology annotation, molecular function: calcium ion binding; phospholipase inhibitor activity; calcium-dependent phospholipid binding. The record is from RefSeq and is a predicted model, not a curated record.
AUGGGUGGAAGAAGUAACAAUUAGGUGGGCAUGUUCCCUCUGUUUCCCAUCUCCCAAAGCCUUUUGCUAAAGCCGGAAUGACAAGUUAACGCCAAACUCAGGCUGCUCGAUAACUUUGAAGGGGAGAGAAGAAUUUGGAGAGGAGAAGCAGAGAGUUUUGCUGAGAAAUGGCAACUAUGGCUUCUGUUUGGGUUGGCAGUAGAGGAACAAUUCGGGAUUACUCUGGCUUUAAUGCAUCAAGAGAUGCUGAGGCAAUUCGGAAAGCAAUCAGAGGAAUAGGCACAGACGAAAAAACUCUGAUUGACAUCAUAACAGGGAGGUCAAAUGCUCAGCGACAGCUGAUUGCCAAGGAAUACAAAGCAGCUGCAGGAAAGGAACUCAAAGAUGCUUUGAAGGGUGAUCUGUCUGGAAACCUCGAGCGUGUAAUGGUGGCACUUGUAAUGCCUCCAGCGCUGUUUGAUGCUAAACAGUUGAAGAAAUCCAUGAAAGGUUCUGGAACUGAUGAGCAGGCCUUGAUUGAAAUCCUUGCUUCCCGGACCAGCAAGCAAAUGAAAGAAGUAGCCCAGGCUUAUUAUACAGUUUAUAAGAAGAGCCUUGGAGAUGACAUCAGCUCUGACACAACUGGGGACUUCAGGAAAGCCCUGUUAACUCUGGCAGAUAGCAGAAGAGAUGAAAGUCAAAGGGUGGAUGAGCAGGUGGCAAAGAAGGAUGCCCAGAUUCUGUACAACGCUGGUGAGAAAAGGUGGGGAACGGAUGAAGACAAGUUCAUUGAAGUUCUCUGCUUCAGCAGCUUUCUCCAGCUGAAACGGACCUUUGAGGAAUACAGACACCUCAGUGGGAAGAACAUUGAAGACAGUGUAAAAGGUGAAUUGUCGGGACAUUUCGAAGACUUGCUGUUGGCUAUUGUUAAAUGUGCAAACAACACUCCUGCAUUCUUUGCUGAAAGACUGAACAAGUGUUUGAAGGGAGCUGGGACAGAUGAAUUCACCCUGAACAGAAUCCUUGUGACCAGGUCAGAAAUUGACCUUUUGGAUAUUCGAGCUGAAUAUAAGCGACUGUAUGGAGUCUCCUUGUAUUCUGCUAUUAAAUCUGAUACGUCUGGGGAUUAUGGGACUACGUUGCUCAGGAUUUGUGGUGGAGAUGACUGAUGCGGAGAACCUUCAGCGGAAGUACAGAGCUGCAGUCUUUCUUGCUUCCCUCCACAAUUCUCGUUGGUGGAGCUUUUGAGUGUUUAAGCAAGUGUAAAAUUGCCCCCAUGCUUCUGACUGCUUUCUCAUUAGGCAUCAUAACAAACAGAUGCUUAUUUUAGCAUAUCCCUUCAGGCCACCGAUGACACUCAUUUCAACACACACUGUGAUUUUGGAUGGGAUCCAUGCUCAAAAAUUGUACAGGCCAAAUCUGCUGGCAUUACAGAAACGGUUAGUGCCCGCGAAGUUGGAGUCUGCUGAAAUAUUAAAAACAAAUGACUUUG